Syngnathus typhle (broad-nosed pipefish) is the source of this 5903-nucleotide messenger RNA. Its product is annotated as MAP/microtubule affinity-regulating kinase 4-like. The transcript is spliced from 4 exons. The coding region runs from base 831 to 1154 and encodes 107 amino acids. Lineage: Eukaryota; Metazoa; Chordata; Actinopteri; Syngnathiformes; Syngnathidae. Gene Ontology annotation, biological process: microtubule cytoskeleton organization; protein phosphorylation; intracellular signal transduction. The record is from RefSeq and is a predicted model, not a curated record. Gene Ontology annotation, cellular component: cytoplasm. Gene Ontology annotation, molecular function: ATP binding; protein serine/threonine kinase activity; tau-protein kinase activity.
AUUACGAGGCGCCUCUGAACGCAUCGCGGCCACCAUUGUCGGAGGAGGGAGGAGAAUAGGGAGAGUCAGCCUGUCUUUCCUUUUUACCGACAUCAGUGGACGUCUGCCGGCCUCAUUCUAGUUUGUUAAACUAACGGUCUGGGACAGAACGGCUCCGUUCAAUAGUCCAAAAGACCCCGCUGAGGAGAUAUUAGCCCUUUGCUUUGUCGCCACACGACCUCCAGACACCGGCUACUUUCCAUUCACCGCAUCCAGAAGCGGAACGGAGGGGGGCUUCAGGAGGCUUUCUUGGUGACAAGGCCCUCCGGUACAUCAGUGGAAAUGGGGACGCUGGAUGCGUUAUCUUGACUAUUCCAAAUCUAAUUCGAAUCCUUGGACAAACGCGGAAAACCCGUUAGCCGGCUAGCUUCCUAUCCCCCUGUGGCUUCGUUAUAGUUUCUCUCGAUGUGACUGAAGACUUUGCUUCUUAACCUCCGGGAUCAUCCUGUUAGCGACGCCGUCUGUCCUCUGGAAUGCGGCGAUAGAGCUGAAGGGUUUGGAGACAGUGAGCCUCGAGUAGUUGGGGUCGAAAGUUGGGCCUCUGUGUACAGUAUUUGUUUUUCUCGAUGAUGCUGAGUUGGUGGAGCUGCGUGGAGCUUACUGGACUCUUUGUCGUGGUGCCUUCACGGACUAUCACCAUGAAGAUUGUAUGAGAGUCCCACCUUUCCCCCUCAAAUCCGCUGCGUCUGCUGUUAUUGACAACCAGAGCGUGAUUUGACUGGCCUUGUGUGGUGAACACAACAGUCUGCUCAUUUACCUUCUUCUGACCGGAAUCGCACUCAGGGACGAGCAUGUCUUUAUUAAGAGCCGCACUGCCCGGAAACGAGCGGAAACCGGAUCAUCACACCUCGCUGUCCAACAGCCGCUCGGACAAGGGUCCAGGUUGGUCCAGCCGCUCGCUGGGUGCCCGAUGUCGUAACUCCAUUGCGCUAUGCUCAGAUGAACAGCCGCACAUCGGAAACUACCGGCUGCUCAAGACCAUCGGCAAGGGCAACUUUGCCAAGGUCAAACUGGCUCGACACAUCCUGACUGGCAAAGAGGUUGCAAUAAAAAUAAUUGAUAAAACACAACUCAACCCUUCAAGCCUACAGAAGUCUCCCCGUGCUGGCCCCUAAACCGGGAGCUGAAUUCCAGACAGGCAAACAAAAGGCCGGGUUGCGGAGUUGUGGGGCCUUGGCACGAGACAGCAGAAAGACAAGAUAGAGAGAAGACAGACUAUGUGGACUUGGUCGUCUCUCCAUCUUUUGUCUGCAUGUGUAAUGCAAUUAUAUGCAUUGCUAUUGUGUCAUAUUGUUGGCCCAGCGUGCUUUGUUGUGGUUGUGUAUAGUGAAUAUGUAGAUAAGUGGGCAGACAGGCUGAGAGCAGCUUUUCCCACAAGCACCAAUGAACACAACAAUAACAAACUGGCCAAGAAGCACUCCUCUAGAUCCAUAGGUGGGAAUUUAAGUGUGAAUGGUUGCUUGUCAAUUUGUGAUGUGAUUGGCUGGCGACCAGUUCAGGGUGUACAACAUUUCUCUCACCAAACGCCAGUGUCAGUUGAUUGAAGACUGUAAAUUGUUCAUGUCUGAAUGUUUCUUUGUCUAUGAGCGCUGCGACCAUUCCAGGGCCUACCAAGCCUCUCACCAAAAGUCACUUGCUCUAGUAGGGCUCUGCAAUUAAACAAAAUUCUGUUAUGAUUACGAAUAUUACACCACGAUUACAAGAUUGCCAUCCUUGUACAAAAGUGAUUCCCGUAUUUUUAUAAAUCACUCCAGAGUACAAGUCGCACCAGCCAUAAAAUGCAUAAUAAAAAGGAAAAGACAUAAACAAAGUCGCACUGGAGUAUAAGUCCUAUUUUGGGGGGAAAUGUAUUUGAUCAAAUCCAACACCAGGAGCAGACAUGUCAUCUUGAAAGGCAAUUUAAAAUAAAAAUACAAUAGAGGCAACAACAGUCUGAAUAAUUGUACGGUAUGCCAACGUUACAUGCCACAUAAACAACAAACUGAGAACGUGCCUGGUAUGUUAACAUAACAUUAAGAGUUAUUCAGAUAACUAUAGCAUAGAUAUCAUGCCAACAAGUUUACCAUCGCUCCAGUGUACAAGUCGCACCCCGGCCAUACUAUGAAAGAAAUGUGAUUUAUAGUCUGGAAAAUACGGUAGAAUAAAAUAAAUAAUUAUUCAAAGUUUUUUUUAUACUUACAUAAAUUAAAUUAAAUUGACUUUGUAUUUUUUACAAUUAAACAUUUUCUUGCUCUGUACCAAAAAAUAAAUAAUCGUUUGAAUAAUUGCAAUUUCACUUAUUACCAAAAUAAUCAUGAUUAACAUUUUUUCCAUAUUCAAACAGCCCUACGCUUUAGCACAAACAAACAUGACCCUGAUGAGGACAACUGAGAUUGAACAUGUAUGGACUAAAUGACAUAAGAGAGUAUAAUCAAAUCAAGAAAGUGGAGCAUCUGAGUACUUUAAGUGGAAUUAAGGGGAUGAGCCUGUCACCUCCACUUUACAUUUUCCACAUCCCAUCAAUCAGGAGCCGAGAUGAAUGAGGUUUACAUUUCUCUAACUUUUCCAUCCCGCUUUGCUCGUUGAAACCCUGACUGGAUAAUUUAUUUCACAAACUGGCCAGCUGCCAUGACAACGGCCAUGCCGCGUCACGGUUGCCGUGACAAUGUCGGUAUUAAUCCCCUUGAGGGCCACAACACCGGCUGUACACGCAGCUGCUGGUUUACCCAUCAUAUGUGAUAACAUUUCAAACAGCUACUGUGGUCCUCGGUUUAUGAUGGCGUUCUAAUCCGACGGGGGUGAAUCCUUGAAAAGAUCAUGAAACUUAUACAUGGUCCAUCCACAUGAGCUGAGUUCAGCUAACUUGCGAUGGGAGGGGUUUGCCCAAAGUGAGUAAUUGAAACCAAAAUGGCAUUUGGGUCCAUGGGCCCUCUUGUGUGUACAGCUUUGCUAAGUAUAUUAACACAAUUUCAUGUUGAUGGGUAAAAGUGCCUUCAGGGCACCAUUUCCUCAAACUUGCCAACAACCCUCAAAAUAUACAUGAAACUAAUACUAUGCUUCACGAUACUAGUGUGUCCUGUUAUGACACACAAUGUCCACCUAAUUUGUGUUGAAUCACUGGAGGCUUAUUAAAAAUAAAAUAAGGGCACAACUGAGUAUUUUUAGUUGCUGUGAAAACCAUGUUAUUUUUUCGGGGGGCUUGCAUGCAUGAAAAUUCAUUUUUGUUCUACUGUUUAUAAUUUCAAAUGUUCAAACAGUGCAUAAAGUUCCUAGUUUAGUAUUUUUUUUGUAUUGUAUUCAAAAUCAUUCUACUGUCCUCCUAUUAAUAACCGGGAUUAUUUUGGUCAUGGUAAUUGCAAUAAAAUGUAUUGUUUGUAUUAAAGAAUGUAUUUACACUAAAUUCACACCAGAUUAGAGCUUCAUGCUAUUUGGUUACUGUGACAUCAUUUAGGGAGUGCUGCAGAAUGUCUUGUUGCAUGCGUCAGUUGAUGUCUAGAGACUUUGGACUUGUUCAACCAGGCCAAGUGUCUCCUCUGAUUCACACAAACUGAGAAAAGUGUGAUGUUGCAAUGAGAACCUCCACCCCCAACAACAACACCAUUUUUUUUUUUUUUUAUUAGAACCCUAACAGAGGUGACAUAAAGCUAAGAUAAAGCUGUCUCGACAGCUGAUUAUUGUUGAAAAUAACAUUGGAACCAAAAGUCACACAUGGAUAACUGCAUACUCAGCUCACUCUGUUCUAUAAUCUGACCGACAGAGCGUUUGCAUUAUCAAAAGUCUCGAUAGACAGGUCGCAGUGAUUUAGCAGGUCAUUUUUUUCUUUCCAUGAAACUGGUUAAAUAAAAUGUAGUUAUUGAUCUCAUUAAAUAAUUAGUUGAUUAUUUGGUGUACAUAAUGCAUUUUAAAAUAUUUGUAGAAUAAAGACUUGAAAUUUACACAUUUCAUUUCAACUAAUCAUUAUUUAAUUGAAAUAUUCAUGUUUAAAAUACAAUUUUAAAAUGAGAAUUCCCUUAAAAUAUUUUGCAUGCACAUAUAACAAUAGUUUUGUUUUACAGUAGAAAUUAUUUAUACUUACUGUAUAUAUACAUAGAUAAGACACUUAUUAAAACGAAUUGUUUUAUUCAAAAUAAUUAUUUUACGCUUAAAUUUAUUAUAUAUGUACAUACGUGUACAUCAGUGUAUUCAUUUUAUUAGAUUGAAAUUAUUGUAACUACUAAAAUUAACGAAUGACAAGUCGAUGCACUAUUUGUCUUUGUGGGCCAGUUAUAAUUACACUGCGGGCCAAAUUUUGCCCGUGGGCCAGAGUUUGGCACCCCCUGCGCUAAUGUCUACUUUCAGGCCAAAAGUAUUUCCACACGUAUCACUCACUUGUCCUGCCUGUUGUGCCGUAAGCAGUCACCAACUUUGUUUUUUUCUUUACUUUGUAAUUAUUAUAGUAAUAUAUGUAUACAAAUGGGAAAGAAAAUGUGGACAUUAUUCUCACUUGUGUUACAGCUUUUUCUGAAGAUUUUAUAAAUACUUUUCCCCCUUGAAAAUUCAGCGCAUAACACCCUAUGUCAGGGGUCACCAAACUACGGCCCGCGGGCCGGACACGGCCCGCGGGACCGUUUAAUCCGGCCCGCCAACCCUGAAUAAAUUGUAUUAUUAAACUUUUUUUUUUUUUUUUUUUGCUCAUUUUGCCUGCAAUGACUGCGUUUCCCCAGUAGAUGGGGGAAGCGCUCGCCUGCGCAUUUACUACCGGAAGCCGUGUCAGAAAGCUCGGUGCACACUCACAAGUGCGUGUACGGACAUGGCGCACUCGCGCUCUAUUUGUAUCAGUCCCGAAUUUAGAGCGUGGGCUGUGACGACAGCAUUCUUGUAAUUUGCGCGCUGAGCUUUCAGAUGCAGUUUUGCCCUAAGGCCACCCACAAACCUUCCCCUGGAAUCCUUCCGUUAAAAUGUCGCCCAAGUAAAGCAGGGUGAACACAGUGCCGAGCGUUUAAAAGAGCCAAUUUGGCUCGACGUACGCGACGUGACGUUCAGCCACAUGAACGUCAACAUCUACCCGUCACAGAUCGAGGUAAACGGACCAACACCUCGGAUCUCGCGUAAGAAUUGCCACAACAAAUUUUACUCCAGACUAUGACGCACUAUCAAACUUUAACAAAAAAGACAGCGGUGUCUACAAGCCUACUGGAACCUACAAAAGGAUUAUAAGGAAGGAACACAAGAACUUUAAGAGACUGCUCAUAUGUGUCAGAGAGGUUCUGCUCUGACAACUGAGCUGAACUUUUAUCUGUUAAGAUUGUGCAUGGCACAACAGAAAGUUAAUGUUCCAUGGUUUUUUUUCUAUGAAGAACCCAGAGAGAGUUAUUUAGUUAUUUAUUUCCUGUUUUUUCUGUGAAGAACUCAGAGAGGGUUUAGUUAUUAUUUAUUUCAUUAAUAGUGUUAUUUGUUUCCUGACUUUUUUUCUGUAAAGAACCUGGAAAGGGUUAUUAAAUAACCGUUAUUUGGUUAUGUGUGGCUUUCUGGAAAACAAUAAUUUUUUUAAGCUCCCCUACGAUCGUCACACUUUUUCUGUUACAAACUGCCACCGGCCCGCCAUCAGAGAAGGGAAAGGUUAUGUGGCCCUCACAGGAAAAAGUUUGGGGACCCCUGCCCUAUGUAAUCACAAUUUGUAAAAUAUUUUAAAAUUUUUGCUCACAUAUUAAAACUAAAAUUACGCAUCCAAAUGUGUUCACUUAAAUGAAUUGACACCAAUUCGAAAUAAGGCUAUCAUGUAAUGCAAUAAAAAAAACAGAAAUGUUGAAACGUUGCGGAUACUUUCAGGAUGCACUGUGCCUUUCCAUCAUCGUACAUUCCACAUUCAGUUUCCAGUAACAACAACCCCCUCUAGUAUGUCUCAC